This is a messenger RNA of Fusarium subglutinans, 1086 nucleotides long. RefSeq lists its product as uncharacterized. Bases 1 to 1086 code for a protein of 361 amino acids. The record is from RefSeq and is a predicted model, not a curated record. NCBI's taxonomy places the organism in Eukaryota, Fungi, Ascomycota, Sordariomycetes, Hypocreales, Nectriaceae. The transcript has a single exon.
AUGUCGCCACGAUCAGAGUCAGUGACUGAAGAUACGACUGAUCAUGUCGAGGCACCCCCCUCGAAGAAAGCCAGGGUCAAGAAGCCAGGGAUUUCCAAAGAUGACACCAAGGCUAUUCGUGAGAGACAAGAAGCCGCCAUUGCUCAAAUUCUUCCCGACACCAAGAACCAUCCUGUCCUGUAUAGAGGUGUCGUUCAGCAGAUCGAGCGAAACAAUCUUCGAAAUGGUUGGGUAAAAACUCAGCUCAAUAGUACCUUCCAGCAUUGGAACAAAGUCUCUCCCUCGACUGCUCGACCUGACUUGGAGUGGUUACUUGCUGCACUGGCAGUUCAUGCAUCCUUCGAGCCAUUGAAUCUCAAGUUCGUGGAUGAGGUUAAAAAGCGCGGCCUUAAGGAAUGGGCGGGGAAACAGCUGAAGAAAAAGGAUCCCCUUUCUUCAUCUCCUGUUCCGGCUGAACCAAAGACGCCCCAGCAAGCGCCUCAGAUUAAGACUGAGCCUGGAAUUGACUCUCGCAGACUGCAGACAACUCCUGGGGGAGCAAGACCUGGGCAGGGGAACAGCAACGUUCUUCCAUCGAUCGAAACUGGUACCGGCGGUACCCUGAAACGAACUGCUCCCGUACACCCAGCCCAACCUGCGAACAAACGAGCAAGUGUGUUCACAAACCAGGCGUUUUUUCCUGCUGGAGUAAGCAGCUACGCAGGAUCACCAGUCGCGCCUCAAAGAAUCGUCCUUCGAGACACAGGGACGCAGACAGAAGACAAUUUCUCUUUGGGGAAUGUCGUUGGGCCGAUGCUCAAAGCAACCGAAGCCAUGACUGGGAGUAAGGAAAAGCUUGAUGAGCACACUCUUGCGCUGAAGGAGCACAACCGGGUCUUGGAGGAACACAACAGGCUACUCUCUCAACUUCUGGCAAGGGUUCCAGGUGCCCAGAUGCGACCUGUUAACAGCAUGUCCCAUCACCAAUUCCAGCCUCAAGCUCAGGAGAUGGUUCCGCUGCAGCAAGUCAAUCAUCAGCCGCGCACCUACUUCUACCACCCUGGGCGAGAGUCUGGCAACAGUGGACAGAUCUUUAGAUUCGAUUAA